AUGCCCAUACCCUCAACAUCACCGCCACCAUACGAAGAAUUUGACCGUCAUGAAAAGGAAGCUCCCGCACCUAGUGCGCCCUCUCCCGAACCGCUCAUCCCUCCGACGCCCGAACCUAUCCAUGUCUUCUCCCCCAUCCCAAAUCCUCCUUCCGUGCACCCGUGGGUCCCAAGAACAAACGUAGCAACUACCGGUGAAUCGGUUGACCACCUCCGCGAUGCUAUCAACGAUCUGGAGACUCGAAUGGCGAUGCUGCUCAGCGAGCGGGACAUGCUCGAGCACCGCCUCGAGAACGCCGUUCGUCUCCAGUCGCCGGUGCGCCGUCUCCCUAGCGAGCUCCUGGCAUCGAUAUUUAUUGCAUGCGUGCUGACGAUGGAGGAAGAAGACUCACUCAUGCUGAUAACACUUAUGCUUGUUUGUCGCCAUUGGAAAGAGGUGACGCUGAAUACUCCCAUCCUCUGGUCUCGCGUCGUCGCAGGCACGCACCAUCCACUGUCCAAUGCCUUCCGCAAGCUCGAGCGCUCCAAAUCCUGCCCCUUGUCCAUAUGCGUCGACUUCAGUCCAAGGAUGGAGCAUGGGACGGUCUCAACCGAAAGCAUCGUCCGAACCAUGGACUUGCUCCGGACGUCUAUCUGGCGAUGGAAGACGUUUCGGCUGACAGUGCCCAACCGACCCCAAGCUCAUGCUGCCCUGAUGCGAUGCAAGGACCCGGCACCGCUCCUGGAAGUUCUCGCCGUCCAUGUCUUGCAUUCGAUGCAGGACGACGGGAUGCAGCACUCUAACCCACCACGCUCCGUGUUCAACGGCCAGACACCUAGUCUUACCUCCUGCUCGAUGACGUCGUUCAACUUCGGUUGGGACAUGCACUUAGUGAGCCGGCUCCGGGCGCUCAAGCUUGGAGGCUACUGGAACGGCUACGCACCUUCUCUGGAGACGACACUCGCGAUGAUCCGUGCCUGUCCUCAUCUCGAAGAGUUUUCCCUCCGGAAUAUGUCCGACAUCGAUUCGGGAGCAUGUCAGGAUUUUGAGGCUGACCCAUCCGAGUACGACGAGUUGUACGAGCGAUUCGCGCGGACGACCGACGCUCGCACGAUCCAGCUCCCUCGACUCACAAAGCUCUCGUUCUAUUACUCGGGUACUAUUCGUACGCGAGUCGUACUCGGCCUGCUGUCUUGUCCCGCUCUGGAGAGCGUAGACCUCUGCUUCCUUGAUAAUGUGUCGCCAAUGAUCGAGCACCUGCGGAAGCAAUCACUGACGAAGCUACCUCUGCGUCGAUUACGCAUCGAGUCUAGCUUCUUCAGCGAGCUGAAGCUCGCGCGGUUCCUCCGGAGAGUGCCAUCUCUGACGACAUUGGAAUUGGUCGAUGUCGAAGAUGCGUCACCGAGUCUACUGAAGAACCUUGCUGCACCCGCGACUUCACAGACGUGGGUCUGCCCGAAGUUAACCCACUUGAGCCUCGAAGGUUGCACCACACUCGACUGGGAGUCCAUGAGAUCCGUUGUUGAAUCUCGACUUCCGCCACAGGCACGCGCAUUCCCUAGUCCAUCCGCUGAUCCUAAAGCCCCUCGUGGACUCUCCUCUGCGUCCGCGGCGGCGCAACGCCCUCCCAUAGCAUCAUCCUCUGCAUCUGCAUUCGCCGCUACUGCGCACAUCCUGGCACACACUCCAUCGACAGCGCUAACGAAGGCUAGCCCGUUUGGCCAGCCGCAACGUCUUCAGUCUCUUGACCUGACUCGAUGUCACCAGCUCAGCAAGGAAAUGAUCCAGUGGCUGCGACUCUACGUAGAAGAUGUUAAGUGCGAGAUCAUGAGGGGUGUAUGGGAUUCGUCCGUAUGA
Molecule: messenger RNA, 1836 nt
Organism: Phanerochaete carnosa HHB-10118-sp
Lineage: Eukaryota; Fungi; Basidiomycota; Agaricomycetes; Polyporales; Phanerochaetaceae
Exons: 2
Coding region: 1-1836 (611 amino acids)
Molecular function (GO): protein binding
Source: RefSeq, a predicted model, not a curated record